Molecule: messenger RNA, 1349 nt
Organism: Vitrella brassicaformis
Lineage: Eukaryota; Vitrellaceae
Source: the annotation of a GenBank genome assembly
CAUAGAUGGAUGGAUGUCACGGAUGGAUGGAUGGAUUGUUUUGCCUUUCCAUUCACGGCAGCGGCGGUCCGGUUUUGUCGCUGUGUGGGCUGUGCGUCUGUCGUAUGUGUGUGUGAGUGUGACUGUGUGUGCUGUGCCUGGGGUGUGCUGCAUUGCAAAGCAAGUGGAUGCGCCGCGCCCCAAUGGUCCGUCAAUCCUUGCGUGAGUGGGAUGCGUUGCAGAGCCAGAAUGGCUGAGCUGCGACCAGAAGCUUCGUGAGUGAGUGAGCGAUUGAGGGACACGUGUGUGCGUGAUGUGAUGUGUGUUUCAAGGCGCCUGACGUGACUGACGGGUAUCUCCCCUCCCCUCCCGUGAAAUGAUUGGGCUGUACAAGUCGGUUGGUUGAAGCCCUCCUGGGCUUGCGGGGCGGCGGCGAUAUCGACAUGACGCUGAGCCGGCGGAUCACACCGCCCACGCCGUUCGGCGGGCCCCGCACCCGAUCGAGUCGCGCCAGGCCGCACUGCGCACACGCCGACACAGACAAACGGUCACACACAGGUGAGCUGUGCCAUCAACGACGUGUGGUGUGUGUCCUGCUCACCCUGAGCUUCUUGAACAGGUCAGAGUUGCAGCGACACUUGGGAAACGUGUCCUCGUCAUAGGGGUCCACCUGCACGCAUGACGUGGAGAGUGAGUGCGUGUAUGGUCUGAUUGUGUUUUAUCGCCGGACUUACGUCAGCACACUCCUCACACAACUGAAUGCCGUUGCCUGCACACACAACACAUAACACACAUACAUACAACAGAGUACACAUCAUCAUGUGAGCAGCUGAGCUGACCCAUGUUAUAGUCGGCGAGGGCGUCACACUCUAUGCAGCCGGCGCGGGCAUACUGGUGCUUGGCGUCGCCCUGGUCGAAUAGGCCAGGGUCAAAGCCAAACGUGACCCUGAACACACACACGGACACAGACGCAGGCACACAGAUGCACCUGGUUGGAAUCAGCCACUCAUUGCAGAUGUCGCCUACCGUGCCGCACAAAGUUUCUCCUUGUGGGGCUCGAUUCGCUCGCGCCACACAUGCCGGUCGCCCAUCAUAGAUGCCGCCCUCCAGUCCUUCGACACCCCCUCCACCCUCCCCAUCUCCCGCCCCUCCAAAAAAGUCAUGACGUGUGUGAUGACCUCACAACCAAGGCCGGCCGACGCAGCCGACCCUGCAGCCGACCCUGCAGCAUGGCCACCCCCCUGCCUUGGAGCGUUGCCGACGCGCCUGCGGCGUUUCAUGCCGGAGGGUGCUGCUUCCGCUCUCUCGCACGAACUGCGGCCAGCCAACGAGAUGGAUGCUCUCUGAUAUGAAUGGGCAGCCUGCUGUUU